This is a messenger RNA of Vigna angularis (adzuki bean), 1622 nucleotides long. RefSeq names its product allene oxide synthase 3. Lineage: Eukaryota; Viridiplantae; Streptophyta; Magnoliopsida; Fabales; Fabaceae. Gene Ontology annotation, molecular function: iron ion binding; heme binding; oxidoreductase activity, acting on paired donors, with incorporation or reduction of molecular oxygen. The transcript has 2 exons. The coding region runs from base 43 to 1482 and encodes 479 amino acids. The record is from RefSeq and is a predicted model, not a curated record. Gene Ontology annotation, biological process: sterol metabolic process.
CAUUGGUUUCUUGAGACAACAAAGAGAGAUCCUAAAGUUAACAUGGCAUUGUCCUCAGAGGCAUCAUCAUCAUCACUGAAACCAAUCCCAGGCAGGUAUGGGAUUCCCAUCUUGGGAGCCAUACGCGACAGACACGACUUCUUCUACCACCAAGGAAGGGAUAAGUUCUUCGCCACAAGAAUCCGAAAGUACAACUCCACCGUCAUCCGAACCAACAUGCCACCAGGUCCUUUCGUCUCCUCCGACCCUAGAGUCAUAGCGCUCUUAGACGGCGCCUCCUUCCCGCUCCUCUUCGACAACAACAAGGUGGAGAAGCUCAACGUCUUUGAGGGCACCUUCAUGCCUUCCACCGCCUUCACCGGUGGCCACCGCGUCUGCGCCUACCUCGACACUCGAGAACCCAAGCACGCCGUCCUCAAGGGCUUCUUCCUAAACGCUCUCGCCGCCCGGAAAGACGCCGUUGUGCCUCUUUUCCGUAACUGCCUCCACGAGUCCUUUUGUGAGGUAGAGGACCAGUUGAACAAAAACGACGAGGCCGACUUCAACUCUGUCUUCAACGAUGCCUCCUUCAAUUUCUUGUUCCGGUUGCUCUGUGAUAACAAGGACCCUUCACACACCAUCCUCGGUUCUAAGGGACCGAAGCUGAUCAGCACGUGGCUGCUUUUCCAAUUGGCGCCACUUGGGACUCUUGGCCUUCCGAAAAUCUUCAACUACGUAGAAGACUUCAUCAUUCGCACGUUUCCCCUCCCUUCGUUCUUCACCAAAUCCAACUACCAAAAGCUCUACGAGGCAUUCAGAACCUCCGCGGCGACACUGUUAGACGAGGCAGAGAAAGUUGGGCUCGGGCGAGACGAAGCGUGCCACAACGUGGUUUUCAUGGCGUGCUUUAACUCCUACGGCGGCUUGAAGAACCAGUUCCCGAUGCUGGUGAAGUGGGUGGGAUUGUGCGGCGAGAAGCUUCACGCGGAUCUCAGGAGCGAGAUAAGGCGGGUGGUGAAGGAGGAGGGUGGGGUCACUGUGGGGGCAUUGGAGAAGAUGAGUCUGGUGAAAUCGGUGGUUUACGAGACGAUGAGAAUAGAGCCUCUGGUACCCUAUCAAUACGGGAGAGCGAGGGAGGACUUGGUGGUGCAGAGCCACGACGCGUCGUUUAAAGUGAAGAAGGGGGAAAUGUUGUUCGGGUAUCAACCUUUUGCGACCAAGGAUUCUAGAAUCUUCAAGGAUGCUGAGGUGUUCGUGCCGGGGAGGUUUGUGGGUGAGGGUGAGAAGAUGUUGGCGCACGUCUUUUGGUCCAACGGUCGAGAAACGGAGGAACCAACCCCUGCUGAUAAACAGUGUCCUGGGAAGAAUCUGGUGGUACUGCUGUGUAGGUUGUUUCUGGCAGAGUUGUUCCUGCGUUAUGAUACGUUUGAAUUCGAGUUUAAGGAAUCUGGUUUUGGUCCCACUAUUACCAUCACCUCCCUUACCAAAGCCUCCACCUUCUGACACCUUCAUCUUUCUACCUCUUAAUUCUCACGUUACUCUAUCUUAAUUAAUAUGUAUACUAUUUAAAAAUAAUAUGUAUCGUUUCUUUUUAAAUUAAAUUAAUUAUGAUCUUAAGUUUAAGUUUAAUAGUUUGGAAAAUA